GCGUUGAACAGCCCAUUACGGACGCCAUGUUGGUGACUGCCGUACUCCUCGCUCUCUCGUUGUGCCUCGUGACAGUGCUGUUCAGUAUGGCGGCGAAAGCACUUCAACUACUUCAAGAAGUUGGGCAUACCAGGCCCGGAACCGAAUCUUAUAUGGGGAAACCUCGCAGAGUACCAUUCCAUGGAAAGUUACAAGGUUCUUGGCAAAUGGAUUGAAAAGUAUGGGAACGUAUUCGGGUUCUUCAAUGGCGACGCACCAUUCGUCGUGUUGAACGACCUGGAUUUUAUUGAAUACGUGUACGUUCGGAACUUCCAAAACUUUGUGGACCGUGGUUUUAAUAUGAUGACAGACCAGAUGCAUCCUGUGCUCGGAAAAUCCCUCUUGCUUAUCGGAGGCCCCGAGUGGAAGGACAUCCGCAGCACAGUCGCCUACAGCAUGAGUGCUGCCAAGCUGAAGAUGAUUAUGCCACACCUGGAAGAAAACGCUGACGUCUUCAUUAGGACACUGGAAAAGUACGCCGACACGGACAGGGAGGUACACAUGCUGCCGGAGUUUGAGCAGCUCUCAAUGGACUACACUGCACGAGGGGUGUUCGGCAUCGACGAGCAUUUUCAGGGCAAUCUCGAUCAUCCACUCUUCAAUACCGCCAGAGGAGUCUUCAGGGGCAUCAUGAAGGGUCCCUUGCACAUGAUCGCACAGAGCACAACUAUGUUCAAGAAAUGGAUGAAACCGUUUUACUGGCUAACCACGGUGAUCGGAGAGUUCAGCUUCGAGAAACUUGGCAAAGAGACGACACAAAUUAUUGAAAUGAGAAAGAAAGACCCCUCGCUGAGAAAGCCCGACAUCCUUCAGAAUCUGAUCGACGCGGAGUUGGCCAACGACAUUGCCAGCAGCAACGGUGCACGACGUCUGAACGGACUUUACAAACAAAGGCAGGUGUCAUCAGCCGCAAUAGCCUCGAGCGCGAUUUCAAUCUUCCUCGGCGGGUUUGAGAGCACGUCUACGUCGCUGAGCUACAUCGUUUUCAACCUCGCCAAGUACCCGGACGUUCAAGAAAAGGCUCGCGAUGAAGUCUUGGAAGCCUUGUCUACAUCGGGCACGCUGGACUACGACACCACCAUGCGGAAACUGAAGUACCUUGGUCAAGUUGUGGAUGAAACGUUGCGGUUGUAUCCACCGGGACUGCUAUUUGUGACGAGGAAAGCCAAAGAAGAUUUCGAGUACCACGGCGUCAAGUUCAAAGCUGGAACUGCGUUUAUGGUGUCGCAGUACCACUUGCACAGGAAUUCUCAGUGUUGGACCGAUCCGGACGAGUUUUACCCGGACAGGUUCGCACGAGAAAACGAAGCACUGCUGCGCAAGGUAGCGCAUGCACCGUUCGGCAUAGGACCACGAAACUGCGUUGGCUCGAGAUUAGCCAUGCUCAGUCUGAAAUACACCUUGGCCAGAAUGUUGCAGAAGUAUCGCCUGGAACUAGGACCGUCUCAGAUGGGUUCCAUGGUAAUGGACACUUACAGUUUCGCCUCGAUUCCUGCUAGGGGUCCAUGGAUAAAACUUUACCGGGUUUGAACAAAGAAAAUAAUGUAGUUAGUUUGCAGUUAAUGACUGAAAGGAAACAAAAAAGUUGUGGCGAACGACCCCACGUUCAACAUUGAGAAGAUUGCGGGGCCAUAAUGUCCUUUCGCUGGACGUGUGCGCCUGUUGGAUACUUUAAGUGUGGAAACUUGGGCAAGUUGGUAGGACAUAACUUAAUGUACGAACCACGAUACCUAGAAGUAGCUACAGCGCAACUAAGGAAGCGAAAAAACAAGGAUAGCUAAGAGUGCUGAUCUAUCCUAGUUUUUUUUAGCUUACGUAGUUACGAUGUAACUACUUCUAGGUCUAGGCUGUUCGCUCAUUCAGUUACACUCGGUAUAUUUAAAUAACUGACAUGUUUUAUUUAUAUAUCUUCCACGUUUUUAUAAACCCAAAACCUGUUCAACACGUACUUUUGCACGCUGCACUGUGCAGUCUCCAGUCGAAGGCUGGAAUUUCGUGGGCUUACACGUGCCUAAACUAAGAUGUGAUUAUGAAAGACGCCGCAGCAAAUGAUUGAAGACCAGUACUACAGACCAUCUAGUGUUCUUUCGACGUGAAAAUAAAUAUAUGUUAGCGGAAUCAA
Messenger RNA from Rhipicephalus microplus (southern cattle tick), 2161 nucleotides. Its product is annotated as cytochrome P450 3A14. Lineage: Eukaryota; Metazoa; Arthropoda; Arachnida; Ixodida; Ixodidae. The record is from RefSeq and is a predicted model, not a curated record. Gene Ontology annotation, molecular function: oxidoreductase activity, acting on paired donors, with incorporation or reduction of molecular oxygen; steroid hydroxylase activity; iron ion binding.